CAAGGAACCAGAGACAUGGCACCACCGGGAAAAAAAUCCUCAGACGUGGCACCACCGCAAAGAGUCUCAGACUGUAAACAAUCGCGAUGGAAGGAGCAAGAGACUGAAAAAUUCUCUUCCUUUUCCUCGUUUUCUCCCUCACAAUCUCACCUCAUCAUGCCGGUGACCAGCCCAGUGUCCCCUAGAGUGUUCAAAGCUAUAGAAAAAUCCGACAUCCACACUCUAGCAUGUUGUCGCGAGGAGGAAAUAAGGGCCAUCCUGCCAUGCCUGGUGAGGAUGAGCUUGAUCGCGCCCCUGGACCACUCCGAGGAAUGCAUUGCAGGCAGGAAAGUCAUCCUCAGGAUCCUCUCGGGAAUUGAGGUGGUUAAUUCCCUCGUGGCUCUCCUUUCCAUUGACUUCCCUGCGUUGGAGAUUGACGUGAAGAAGGAACAGCAGCUGAGACAAAAACUUGGAGGUGGAAGCCAAAAUGAGAGUGUCCUUGUUCAGAACCUGGCCAAUGGACUGGCACUUGAGUUUGAGUGUUCGGAUCCCACAAGAAGACUGCGCUUACUGCUGUCAGAAUUACUCUUGGUCAUGGCACAGAUUCGCGAUCCCCAUCAAGAUUUCUACCACAAAUCAUCCGAGCUGUUUGACAACCCAUGCUACCUUGAAGAAGUGAGUGAUGUGCUAUGCAUUGCCCUUGCUGAACUACCUGCACUGCUUCCUCCAGCAGAAGUCGCUGAGGCUCUUCUCCAUGUCACCAAUGGGCCGACGUUGAUUGCCCGAAUGGUGGCAAAUCAACCUGACUGUUUUAGAGAAGUUGUGACUGGGUUGGUGAUGUCAGGUGACAAGCAGGAUGAGGAUACACCAGGGGGUUUGCUGCGCCUCCAGGCUGUGCGAACAUUGUGCCAAAUGAAUCCUAGUCAGGCACUUAAUGUUCGGGCUCUUUGUGUAGAGCAGUGCCGGAUGCCAGGCUUGGCUGUGUAUCUAACCCUAGAUGCAGGGAAGGCAGGGUCAGGUGUAGCAGGAAGUUCUGGAACUGUUGGAAGCAGUGUUUAUGGAGGCGAAGGCGGUGAUGCAGUCAGCUUCAUUACAGGUUUACUCCUUUCACACAACCACCAGCAGCGUACUUGGUUUGCGCAUUUUGUUAAAAGUGGACAAAGGAGAAAAUACGAACAACAGGCUUCAGCACUGGCAGCUCUACGGACAGAUCUGAGCGAGCGUCUGAGGAAUCUCCUUCUCUUCAAUAGCAAUGACACACUGCCAGACUCACAGGUCAUUCAUGCCACUGCUCUGCUGAGACUAUAUUGUGCUCUCAAAAGCUUAGCAAACCUCAAAUUCAGUGAAGACAAAGAGAUUGGGUUGCUUCUCCAGCUGGUCACUUGUCACCCACCACCAUCAGCUGCAGGUGUGAGGUUUGUCAGCACAGGUCUCUGUAUGCUUAUUGCGUGUCCCUCACUCAUCUCAUCCCAAGAGAAUGAGCGGAAAGCAUCUGAGUGGAUCAAGUGGUUGGUAAAAGAGGAGGCAUACUUUGCUGGAGCAAGUGGUGUUUCUUCUUCAUUUGGUGCUAUGUUGUUAUUGAUGGCUAUACACUUCCAUGUACAACAGCUGAGUGCCAUCAUAGAAUUAGUCAGUGCAGCUCUUGGAAUGAAGGUUCUGACGAGAGCUAAUAACCUCUCCCGUAUCAAGUAUAUCUUCACCCAUGAUGUAUUUACAGAGCAGGUUGUAACGGCUCAUGCAGUCAAAGUACCAGUGACAUCAGGGUUAAAUGCAAAUAUCCCUGGAUUUCUUCCUGUUCAUUGUGUGUAUCAUCAACUCAAGAGCAGAAUGUUCACCAAACAUAAAGUCCCCAUCAAAGAUUGGAUAUACAAUCAAAUUUGUGCAUCUGUAACACCACUUCAUCCAGUAAUGCCACAGUUAAUAGAGGUGUAUGUCAAUUCCAUUAUCUUACCUGCUAGCAAAGGAGGCCUUUCUGAUACCUUUAACGAGCCAAUAUCGGAGGAAGAAAUUAUGUCUGUUUUUUCGCAAUCAAUAUUUACUGAAAAAGCUUCUUCAGUAGUGAAUCAGAGCUCAAAGCCAACAACUUUACAUGCCUCUGCACCUUCCGAAAUCUCAGCAGAAGAAAAUCACUGCUUCGGGAAAAGUCUCCAUUUAUGUCAGGUGCCUCAGCUGGUCACAUUAUGCCUUCACCUUCCGUCAGGACACAUCACCGGAUUUCCAAUACCUCUUGUAAUGGAUAAUAGGUCUUGUCUUUUCACAUUGCAAAGCUAUGUCCUGAUUGCCAGGAUGAGGUCUCAUGCAUACUUAGAUAUUUCCAAUUUUACCCAAGAUUUUACCCAUCAGUAUUGGAACAAGGAUCUAUACUUCUUCACUGAUGGGAAGUCCAUAAGUGUAAAUGUGACAUCAGUGAUGACAUCACAGUUGCUGCUGUUGUAUUACUUGCUGCUGUAUGAGGAUGUACGGCUGAACAAUACACUCCAGCUACUGGCAAACAGUCGGCGUAUCCAUUCUUACUCUCCGCAUCUGUUUGCUCAGUUACCCAUAAGAUACCUGCUUUCACAUGCUCAGAAGGAACAGAGGCUAUAUGCAGAAACAGAAAUAUGCUGUGCCUGGUGGAAGACUGGCUUUAUCAGAGUCCAUCAGCUAACUCCAGCCUGGGGAUCUUUGCCACCUCCAGUGCCUCUUGAUCCUCAGUCUGUAACGAAAGCCAUGGAAGACGCUGCCGACAAACCUGGAAGGCUCCUCAUCGUGUUGGACCGUCUGAUGCGCAUGCCUCCUCACCAAGUGUGGCCUCUGGCUGCCCCUAUCACUGCCUCUAUUAAGUGCCUCUUGCAACCUGGAGUGCCUCGGAAAGUCCUAGACACGUACCGGCAAGUUUGGAUGAGGCUAAACUCACUCUUUCCUCGUCGUCUCUGGGCCAUGUCCGUUGAGGGACUACAGCCGGAGCAGCCUCAGAGCAAGUUGAGAAAGGCACUUACAGAGGAUGACAUCAUUCUGGAUCCUCUGUAUGUGCUUCGAUGUGAUCCGAGAGUUAAUAGGUGUGCCCCUCUCCUGCAGUUGGUUAUAUACAUGCUUCAGGUGUAUCUCCUGUCUUCCCGUACAUUCCUCUCUCAGCAAAUGCAAAACACACCCCUAGUGAACACUCCACACACUCCUGUGGGGGGAAAUACCACCACCCCACCACAGGCUCUUGAGGAGGAGAGGGAAAAGCUCCGGGGAGCUCUCGUGCUCACACAGGAAAGUGCUGCGGUACAAAUCCUGCUGGAGGCCUGUCUCAUGAACAGUGAUGAGAAGGUGGGCACCCUUACAGAUGGUGCUGGAGCUCUGACUCUCCAAGAAAUAAGAAGUGUUGCAUGUUCUUUCAUCCAUCAAGCGUUUCUUAAGGACACUACACUGGCUAAAUUAGUGCACUUUCAGGGUUACCCUGGAGAACUCAUAGGCCCAGUUGUGCGUGGUGUUCCCUCCAUGCACAUUGCAAUUGGCCUCAAUUGGAUCCCAGAGCUUCUUCAGCUGCCAGACUUGGACAAGCAAAUGUUUGCCGUAGAGCUUACAUCCCACUUGGCCCUCCAGAAUGCCAUGCCUUCAACCCUGAGUAUUUCUAGGCUGGCAAUCAAUACUUUAGCUACUCUUCUGUCAGUUCUGGGAGAGGAAGAAAGACUAUCCAUCAUGGAAGCCUCGUUGCCAUCUUUGGUGCGUAUUGGCCGAGCCUUCCCCUCCCUCAUCGAUGAUUUGCUCCACUUACUGGUGAUGUACGGACGGGUUGGUGCAGCACAUUCUGCCCUGUCUACUGCACCAUCACCACAUUCAAUAGCAUUUCUUGACAAACCAGACUAUGAGGAGGAUGUGGCUUGCGAGACCAUUCCAUGGUUGAGGCCAAGAAAAGUGCCGCAAGAAGACAGCCUUUACGCGCGUAUCAUAUCUACCUUCAAGGAGUUGGUCAUUGCUAGUACAAUGACCCACAAUCUGUACUGAGAAAUUUCAUUGGGCUAACAUAGCAUCAUAUGUACAUUUAAGGGGAAUAGCCAGUGAACAGGUUCUGUUUGAUUGGAUAAAUCCAUUUAGUUGGAUCCAAGAUAUGCAAUGGUUUCUAAGUUUGGGGGGUAAUUUUGUUGCAUAAUUUAACUUGUUCAUGUGUUCUCAUGUUUUUGAUAGGGAAUAUAGUAUAGCUAUUGGCUAUUGAUGCAAAGAUAGAGACUUUGGAUGUCUAAAAACUUCAACCUCUCAGAUCAUUACAAAAUUUGGAUCAGAUAAAGCUUUCAGAAUUCCAAGGGAAAAAAUUAGAAUUUAAAAGGAGUAGCUUUAAAUGAAUAUAUUAAAUUUGCCAGAAAUCUUUUUAAGUUUAUUGGAAAAAAGAAUAUGAUGUUGUAAAGAAGGUUAAGUCCAAAAUGUAUGUGGACAAUAUUUUUGUAUGAUCUUUUUUUGAGAGUGUGCAUAUAUUGUUAAGUAAUUGUGUAGGAAUUUAGUUGCCAUUAUUCUUUUCCAUUUGAUUUCAUAGCUACACAGGUACUAUGUUAGAUUUUGUAAGAUUACAAUAAAAUAUAUAGUGAUACAAAAGAAAAUA
Penaeus vannamei (Pacific white shrimp) is the source of this 4540-nucleotide messenger RNA. Lineage: Eukaryota; Metazoa; Arthropoda; Malacostraca; Decapoda; Penaeidae. The record is from RefSeq and is a predicted model, not a curated record.